Molecule: messenger RNA, 720 nt
Organism: Pungitius pungitius (ninespine stickleback)
Lineage: Eukaryota; Metazoa; Chordata; Actinopteri; Perciformes; Gasterosteidae
Product: zinc metalloproteinase nas-15-like
Exons: 7
Coding region: 1-669 (222 amino acids)
Biological process (GO): proteolysis
Molecular function (GO): metalloendopeptidase activity; zinc ion binding
Source: RefSeq, a predicted model, not a curated record
AUGCCAUGUACAGUGACUUUUUUUUUCUUUUUAAUAGACAUUCAAGAAAACAGAAUUAUUGAAGAGGGAGAUAUUCUGAUUUCGGGGGACAGGAAUGCGGUGCAGAACCUGUGGUUGGAUGCCAUCGUGCCUUACACCAUCAGUAGUGAGCAGGCUCAUAGAAAAUCCGACAUCCUCGCUGCCUUUAAGAUGAUCUCCGACGCCUCGUGCAUCCGCUUCGAACCGCACACUUCAGAGCUGAACUACAUCAAGUUCGUCGAGGGCAACGGCUGUGCCUCCUUCGUCGGUUGUCAGGGAGGACCUCAGUCGGUGUUUAUCGGCGACACGUGCAGCAAGGGCAAUAUUUGCCAUGAGAUCCUUCACGCCCUGGGACUGCAUCACGAACACACCCGCAAGGACCGGGACCAGUACGUCACUGUGAAGUGGGAAAACGUCACGCCAGGCAAACAGGGGAACUUCAAGAUGGUGUCUGGCAACACGCUAAACCUGAAGUACGACCUUGACUCCAUAAUGCACUAUGGAAAGUAUUAUUUCAGUAAAGAUGGAAGUCCAACAAUGUUGCCCAAGCAGAGUGCACCGCACAUCGGUCAGAGAACUCAUCUCAGCAAACUGGAUAUGGAGCGACUGAACCUACUCUACCACUGUGAUGAGCGGACGCAAGCACAGUGAGCAGCUGGCUGUUUACCUGUGUAUAUGAUUCAAUAAAAUUGUUAAAAUCUU